AACAGAAUAGUUUCAACGCGAUUGUUAUACGAAGUAAAAAAGUUACUGUAUUAUUGUGUCCACUUUGUACAUUAUUAAGUUUUUUAAAAAUAAUUAACUGUAAUUAAAUUGACACUAAUGUGAAAUUUUAUGGACUAUAUAUUAUACCACAAUAGUUGUCAGUAAAUAAUUAUUUACCUAUUUUAUUUUAUUGAUUGUUAAGUAAAAAUUGAGGUUAUUGCUCGUUGAGAAUUUCUAAUAUUUUAGCGGUAAAUUUAAAAAAUGCCGGGAUCACUUUUACAAAACGUAGCACUAAAUUUUCGAUUUAUUUUUCGUGAUACAACUAAAAUUAAACGAUUGUGGUCAUCAGUGUCAAGUACAAAUAAUUUAAAAAACGAAGAUGAAAGACGACAGCAAAUAAUGGGUAAAGGACUUCCAAAACAAAAAGCUAUAAAAGGUGUUAAACAAGUAUUACUAGUCGCAUCUGGUAAAGGUGGAGUUGGUAAAUCUACAACAAGUGUUAAUUUAGCUACUGCAUUGAAAAUCAUCGAGCCAAACAAAGCAGUAGGUUUAUUAGAUGCUGAUAUUUUUGGACCGACAAUUCCAUUAAUGAUGAAUCUUCAUCAAACACCUUUACUCAAUGAUAAUGAUUUAAUGGAACCUCUUGUUAAUUACGGUGUUAAGUGUAUGUCUAUGGGGUUUUUGGUUGACGAAAAAUCUCCAGUUAUUUGGAGAGGAUUGAUGGUAAUGAGUGCAUUAGAGAAAUUACUUCGACAAGUUAAUUGGGAUCCACUUGAUUAUCUUAUAGUGGACACACCUCCUGGAACUGGAGAUACUCUUCUUUCUUUGAUUCAAAAUAUUCCUAUCAGUGGUGUUGUUAUUGUUACAACUCCUCAACGGGCAGCAUUAGACGUAGCUCGAAGAGGAGCUAAAAUGUUUCAAAAAAUGAAAGUUCCUAUAGCUGGACUUGUUGAAAAUAUGACGAGUUUAACGUGUCCAAAUUGCUCGGAACAAGUGUCAUUAUUUGGUGAAGGAGGCACACUUUUAUCCAAAGAAUUAGGUAUUCCAAUCUUAAAAAAAUUUCCUUUAGAUAGAGAGACAACAGAGUCUGGGGAUCUAGGAAAACCGAUUGUUCUAGCCUAUCCAAAUUCUACACAAGCUACUUUAUAUAAAGAGUUAGCACAAAAUAUUGUAAUUUUUUUACAAAAACAAAUCAAUUCGUCGUGAUAUUUUUUGUACUGAUUUACUAAAAUCUUAAUUUAAGUUCUCUACAGUUGAUUGUUAAGAUUAAAAAAUAAACGUACUAAUUAUUUAAUAAUUUUCCUAAGACUAUUUAAUUUUAUCUGAAAU
This is a messenger RNA of Microplitis mediator, 1329 nucleotides long. It is a transcript of the gene Nubpl, whose product is annotated as iron-sulfur protein NUBPL. Gene Ontology annotation, biological process: iron-sulfur cluster assembly; mitochondrial respiratory chain complex I assembly. The transcript has 4 exons. Gene Ontology annotation, molecular function: ATP binding; 4 iron, 4 sulfur cluster binding; ATP-dependent FeS chaperone activity. Gene Ontology annotation, cellular component: mitochondrion. Bases 262 to 1206 code for a protein of 314 amino acids. The record is from RefSeq and is a predicted model, not a curated record. Lineage: Eukaryota; Metazoa; Arthropoda; Insecta; Hymenoptera; Braconidae.